GGAUUCUCCAGCAUCUGCAGCUCCCAUUAUCUCUGAUACUAUUUGCACCUCGAAUUGUUCGUCACGGAUAGUGACGUACUCGAAUCCAGACGACCUCUGGAGCUCGGAUGUUUCCGUCAAAGAUAAUGACGUAGCCGCGGCUAGCCCGAACGCCCUCGGCUGUUUCCGACCUCCAAUGAGAGGACACCAAGAGAACACCGGCAGCGGCCGUUCAACUCCAAAGCCUCGAAAUGGAAGGAAACAGAGACGAGGCGGAACGCUGCACGGAAAUCGGUUUGAACGCGCUUAAACAUGGCAACAGGGAAGAUGCCCUCAAGUUCUUACGGAAGGCUCAGAAGUUGUACCCGUCGGAGAAAGUGAAAAAUUUGAUAGAAUCCAUGACGCAAAAUGGCCAUCCGUCCGGUAACUUCACCCCAUCAGGGACCACGGAUGCAUCAGAAUGUCACCAAAGGAAAAGAAGCACAUGUUCCAGCUCUGGAUCUGGGGAGGCAGCAGGAGAAACGGCAAAAAGUUACACUGUGGAUCAACUCGAGGCCGUGAAGAGAAUAAAGAAGUGUAAGGAUUACUACGAAAUCUUAGGGCUAAGUAAAGAUGCGACAGAGGAGGACCUGAAGAAAGCCUACAGAAAACUGGCUCUAAAGUUUCACCCUGACAAGAACCAAGCACCAGGAGCUACAGAGGCAUUCAAAGCUAUUGGGAAUGCAUACGCGGUGCUAAGCAACCCAGAGAAGCGGAAACAGUAUGACUUGUACGGUGAUGAGAAACAGGCUGCUAACCGGCACAGUCAUGGUGCCUCUGACUACCAUAGAGGUUUUGAGGCAGAUAUCUCACCUGAAGACCUCUUCAACAUGUUCUUCGGUGGCGGAUUUCCCUCUGGCAAUGUUCAUGUAUAUAGUAAUGGGCGAAUGCGUUACACAUACCACAGACCUGAGCGACGGGACCAGCAGGGUGAUCAGGGUGGAUUGGCACUCCUUGUACAGUUGAUGCCAAUUCUGAUCCUGGUUCUUGUCUCAGUGAUCAGUCAAAUGAUGGUGUCGAGCCCUCCAUACAGUCUGAGCUACAGGCCGUCUACUGGUCACAUUCACAGACGGACAACAGAGGUACUGAAGGUGCACUAUUUUGUGGCAGAUAAAUUUACAACGGAAUAUACGGGACAGAACUUGAAGCUGGUGGAACAGAAUGUGGAAGAAGAUUUCAUUGCAAACUUGCGGAAUAACUGCUGGAAGGAGAAACAGCAGAAAGAGGGUUUGUUGUAUCGUGCUCGCUAUUUUGGAGAUGUGGAUCUCUAUCAGAGGGCCCAGAAAAUGAGCACACCAAGCUGUACCAGGUUAUCAGAAGUGCAGGCUUCCCUGCAUGGUUAGAAUAGAGUCUACCACAUCAAUAACUGGAGACCAGCGAUGGGCGAUGACUACUUUAAAAAAAACAAGACCCUUGAAAUUGUCUUAAGACUGGAUUUUGAUUAGCCAGCAGCAUUUCUGAAAAUACUAGCCUAUGAGCAAACCCCCACCACUGGACUUUUUUGAUGAACUGAAGCAAACAGAGCCAACGCCUCCCCCGCCAGCACCCUGCCGUGUAGACUGUGCUACACUCGUUUGGGGAGGAGACCGACACAAUGCAAAGCAGGAGACACAUGACUACACAUGAACCAAGUUUGUACAUGUGCACUAGUCACUUCUAAAGGAGCAAAUCAGCAUAUGUUGAAUUAAUGAUUUGGAAAUUAUUUAUAGUUGUAUAUACAUUGUACUUUAUCCAGGGGCUGAAAUCAGUUGUAACUUAUUUUGCUCUUCAAUAGAAAUAAAUCUGUAUUGUGAAAAAUA
This is a messenger RNA of Stegostoma tigrinum, 1817 nucleotides long. RefSeq names its product DnaJ heat shock protein family (Hsp40) member B12a (gene dnajb12a). The record is from RefSeq and is a predicted model, not a curated record. Gene Ontology annotation, molecular function: Hsp70 protein binding. NCBI's taxonomy places the organism in Eukaryota, Metazoa, Chordata, Chondrichthyes, Orectolobiformes, Stegostomatidae. Gene Ontology annotation, cellular component: endoplasmic reticulum membrane. Gene Ontology annotation, biological process: cellular response to misfolded protein. Bases 231 to 1361 code for a protein of 376 amino acids. The transcript is spliced from 9 exons.